UUCUGACUGCUGGGUUUGGUUCUGAUUGCUGGACUUGGUUCUGACUGCUGGGCUCAGUUCUGACUGCUGGGUUUGGUUCUGACUGCUGGGUUUGGUUCUGAUUGCUGGGUUUGGUUCUGACUGCUAGGUUUGGUUCUGACUGCUGGGUUUGGUUCUGAUUGCUGGGCUUGGUUCUGACUGCUAGGCUUGGUUCUGACUGCUAGGUUUGGUUCUGACUGCUGGGUUUGGUUCUGACUGCUUCCCUGCCCUCCUGGCUGUCAUGGCCGACAUCAUCCUGUGUGAGCCUAUUGAACUCUUCAACCUCCUCAACCAGCGGCGCCGUGUGCCGAGGCUGGCGGAGAUCAACUACCUCUGUCUGGUUGAUGCCCAGGAAAUCCAGGACUACUACACAGGUCAUAUCAUAACAGCCAGGAAUGUGAGAAUGGAGGCAGACGGGUCGUGCUACUUGCCAGAUGCGGUGGAGGUUGGCAGCAUGCGGCACAUUGUGGUCUAUGACAGCGUCACGAGCUGUUUGCAGGAAGAAGGAAGGGCAGCCGACUGCGCCCAGUCGCUCGCAAAAUCCAGCUUCUGUCCAGUUCAAAUACUGAAAGGAGGCUACAGGAGGUUCUCUGCUCUGUACCCGUUUUUACGGACGGAGAAGAUCCAAUACACCAUCACGGAGCUUGAAAACCUGAAGAUGUAUCCAGUGGAGAUUAUAGUGGGACUGCUGUAUAUGGGAGACCAGAAUCAAAGUCAGGACGCAAACACCCUGAAGGACCUGAAAAUCAGCGCCACAGUCAGCAUCUCACAUUUCACUCAGAGUGACUCUGUAGAAUCUGGGACGCAGACGAUCCUUAACAUCCCAGUGGCUGACGAGGUGGAGUCGGAUUUAUAUUCAAACUUCCAAACCAUAUGUGGCUUUAUUAGUUCUCACACAAAUGUCGGAUCUCGUGUCCUGAUAGUUUCCAGGCAGGGCAGAAGCCGCUGCAGCGCUGUGGCCAUCGCCUUCCUCAUGCACCACUACAAAUACACACUGGAGGAGGCCUGGUGGCAAAUGAUGAAAUGUAAACCCACCAUGAGGCCCAACACAGGGUUUCUACAGCAGCUGUCUGACUGGGAGCUUCACACCUUGGGAAGGAAACACACAGACUUAUCAAAAGCUCCAUUUUAACAAAAGAUGCAACAUGCUGCAGUCAGUCUGUCGUGUAUAUUUCAUGUUUGCCAAUUUCUUGGACAUUUGCUUUAAAAAAGGCUGUGUGCUAAAUUUCCCUAAUAAACCCCUGGAUGAGGAAGUAUGCGUCACCUAAGGUGUAAUAAUUACAUCGUUUUGUACACACACCAACCCAGCUAGUUCAUCAUUAUUUAAAAAAAUAAUUACCAUGUAAAAUGUUUUGCAUGCCUUCUAAAUAAAAAUUUCUGUCAGAAU
Fundulus heteroclitus (mummichog) is the source of this 1405-nucleotide messenger RNA. RefSeq names its product serine/threonine/tyrosine interacting-like 1 (gene styxl1). Gene Ontology annotation, molecular function: protein phosphatase inhibitor activity; protein tyrosine/serine/threonine phosphatase activity; pseudophosphatase activity. The record is from RefSeq and is a predicted model, not a curated record. The transcript is spliced from 8 exons. NCBI's taxonomy places the organism in Eukaryota, Metazoa, Chordata, Actinopteri, Cyprinodontiformes, Fundulidae. Bases 260 to 1150 code for a protein of 296 amino acids. Gene Ontology annotation, cellular component: mitochondrion. Gene Ontology annotation, biological process: protein dephosphorylation; negative regulation of cytoplasmic stress granule assembly; positive regulation of intrinsic apoptotic signaling pathway.